CUAUUUUAGGGUUUAAACCAAACACGCGCAUCUUUUUUCUCUCUCUCUUUUUAAGAUAAACAGUCUUUGCCAAAAACCUUUAAACCCUUAAAAAACACAGGGUCAAAAAAUACCAAGAGAGAAAAACCGAAAACCUAUGUAACUAUUAAUUGAAAAAAUGGAUAAGAAUAUUUUUGGAGAGCUAGAUAAUCUUCCUGAUGAAGAUAAGCAAAGAAUGUCCACCAUGGUAGAACAGCUCCAAACUCGAGAUAGUCUUAGGAUGUAUAAUUCAUUAGUGGAGAGAUGUUUCAAGAAUUGUGUCGAUACAUUCUACCGAAGUUCCCUGAACAAGCCAGAGGAAACAUGUGUUCUCAGGUGUGCUGAAAAAUUCUUGAGGUUUUCAAUGCAAGUCGGUGUUAAAUUUUCAGAUAUCAACCAAGGGGCAUCUACAACAGAUAAACAAUGAUGUUUUGUUCUAUCAAGGCUUAAAUAUUUCCUAGGAGGUUCUUCGGCCGAGUAAAUUUCGAUCACUUCUCUCUUGAAGGGUGGUUUUCUGUUGAGGAUUCUAAUAGCAGAUUCAGAGAGAAAAGUGGCAUGAACCUGAACAAGGUCCUAUAUUGGUGCUUCUCUAAAUUCUUGUUAUUUUUGCAUAUGCUUGAAUCAUUUUUAUCUGGUAUAGGUAUUUAAGAACUGUCCUGCUAUUAUUCUAAGCAUUUUGUCUUAUUUUUCAAUCUAUAAUAUGUUCGGCAAGUUGGAUGAACUCUAUCUUUAAAAGAUUAUUGACCCUUAGAUCUCAAUAUUCAAAGGAUCAUUCUCUGGCUCUCGAUCGGGAUACCUUGGAUUCACGAAAAAUAGAUGAUUGAUUCAACAA
Messenger RNA from Cicer arietinum (chickpea), 850 nucleotides. RefSeq names its product mitochondrial import inner membrane translocase subunit Tim9-like. NCBI's taxonomy places the organism in Eukaryota, Viridiplantae, Streptophyta, Magnoliopsida, Fabales, Fabaceae. The record is from RefSeq and is a predicted model, not a curated record.